This is a messenger RNA of Oldenlandia corymbosa var. corymbosa, 1032 nucleotides long. The record is from the annotation of a GenBank genome assembly. NCBI's taxonomy places the organism in Eukaryota, Viridiplantae, Streptophyta, Magnoliopsida, Gentianales, Rubiaceae.
AUGUCAUCCGGAGUUGCUGGUUGUACUCAAAUCGCUUCAAAGAGUGUAGAGGGUCGCAUGGAGGCUCAAGUACAGCUCAUGAAGAGUCAAAUUGACUUCCUACAUGAAGCUUUGGCCGAGGUUAAGGAGGCAAACCGAGACUUGUCUCAAAUGCUUUCAAAUCAGCAAGAUAAAGCUAUGGUAAGUUUUGAGAAAAUUGCUGAAAAUUUAAGAGUCUUAUGUGAUCGUUUUGAAGUUAAACAAGUACCCUCGUAUGCUGGAAUGUUGCAAGUGUCAUUGCCUUUGUUUUAUGGUUGUCAUAGAGAAUAUGAUACUUGGGAAAAGAGCAUAGAGAAUUUGUUUGUGUUGCUUAACAUAGAGAAAGAGAGUGAGAAAAUAGCCUUAGCUAUAGGUUGUUUUCGUUCUAAUGCUUUGAAUUGGUGGAAGCUAGUUUCAAAUAUCUAUUCGCAUUAUUGGUUUCGUAACUUGGAUGAUUGGAAUGAUUUGAGAAGUGCUUUGCGAGAAAGAUAUGCUGGUACUAACACCUUUGAUGAAGCAAAAGUGAAGUUGCUCAAUUACCGUUUCCACUAUGGCUUGGACAAGUGUUUCAAACAACAUCCAAAGAUAAGGAGACAAUCAAGGCUCUAUGAGGCAUACUAUGCUGCCUUAGAAGUGGAAAGAGAGCAUGAUACUUCUUGUGGUUGGAAUGGUCCAAUUGAGGAUCGGGGUAUAGAGGUUGAUGAUUCGAGGACGAAUCCUCUUAAAGAAGGAGGGGAUGAUGAGAAUCAUGUAGCCUUCCAUGGAGGUUCUCCUAGUGAGGGGAAUGAGUUAGUCCUUCAUUCUAGAUUUGGAAUGCCAAGUUUACUUUGCAGGCCAAUCAAGGAAGAAAGGAUGGAUCUUGACUACCUAUGUGAUAGGGAGUUGGUUCAAGAGAGCUAUGAUCAAGGUGAUGAGAAUGUCAUUAACUUUGGGGUGCAAACCAAAGGAGAUGAAGACCUCAUGGAAAUAAGUGCUGAAGAGUAUCAAGAGAGUUUGACUCUGUGUGCUCCAUGA